Messenger RNA from Fusarium venenatum, 624 nucleotides. RefSeq lists its product as uncharacterized. The record is from RefSeq and is a predicted model, not a curated record. Lineage: Eukaryota; Fungi; Ascomycota; Sordariomycetes; Hypocreales; Nectriaceae.
AUGUGGAAUAUUCGGUUUGUUCUAGCGCUUGUAGGCUGGGGAGCCAUCAAACAUGUGCAACAUCCGUCAAUGGUCUUAGCAGCUGCCUCUACGACAGGCCUAGAAUUGCCCGAAGAGUAUUCUUACGCCAAAGCCAUCUGCUUCGCUCAAGACCAAGUGCGAACCGACCAUCAACACAGCGGUUUCUCGUCAAAAGACCCAAACACCAUCUCCCUCUCUGAUGUCCUUGGCCUUGACCCAUAUCAAAAACCGUUCCAUCCACUCGUCGAAUCCUUAUCCCCUGAUGGAAAGAAUUGGAAGGAGGCAAAAGAAGCGCUUGAGAGUACACGUGUGGAUUGGGAAGAGGCAAAAAUGCUACUUCGGAACAAAGCCAUGUCUGAUCAAGAGGUGGUGGAUGUCCUUAUCAAUGCGGCUAACGAGACCGCGCUAUUGAAUCAGCCGGACUCUGUUGUUGAUAAGUUGGCGGCUAUGGCUAUGAAAUACAUGGUGCAUAAUUUAUUGUCGCAUGAAGGGAUCAGGCUUAUAUACCAGUGGAAGUUUCUCCCUUUUAUCGAACGUCCUGGAGCGCUACAAAAGUUCUGUAACGAUGUACUGGUGGAAGCCAAUCGUCAUGACGAGCUGUGA